AUGGACAGGACAUCGGUGCAGAGUCUGCUGGGGCAUUAUGGCCGGGAGUUUGGCAUUGCGCCGGCCCGGCGAUCGCGACGCUCUCCCCUGACCGGGAUGGGCCCGGGGCAUGCGGUCUUCGAGGAUCUGAUGGACCUGGUCCGGCGGGAUCCGCCGGUGCCGCUGUCGCUGCUGCCGCGACUGCUGUGCUUGCCGGCGAAGCAAGUGAGACAACUGCUGAAGCGGCAUGCGCCGGAGAUCUUGGCCGUGCCGGAGUGGGAGCAGGGCAUCUGCAUCGGCCGGCUGGGGCACCUGCUGACCGUGGAUCCCCCCCUGUCGAGGAGGACAUUGGCGUUGCUCCUUUCGACUGACAUGCCAUUGGUGGGUAAGGUCAUUGACAAGCACUUCCCGGAGCAUGGAGAUGUGACGAGAUGGAAGCCCUGCGAGGGGUAUUGGUGGCAGGGCUGCAGCAGUCGCCGGUGCCCUCGCUGGCGAUGCUCCAAAAAUCGAUCGGUGUGA
This is a messenger RNA of Fonticula alba, 498 nucleotides long. RefSeq lists its product as hypothetical. The transcript has 2 exons. Bases 1 to 498 code for a protein of 165 amino acids. The record is from RefSeq and is a predicted model, not a curated record. NCBI's taxonomy places the organism in Eukaryota, Rotosphaerida, Fonticulaceae.